This is a messenger RNA of Oncorhynchus nerka (sockeye salmon), 2656 nucleotides long. RefSeq names its product flavin-containing monooxygenase 5-like. Gene Ontology annotation, molecular function: NADP binding; flavin adenine dinucleotide binding; N,N-dimethylaniline monooxygenase activity. The transcript has 10 exons. The record is from RefSeq and is a predicted model, not a curated record. Bases 122 to 1813 code for a protein of 563 amino acids. NCBI's taxonomy places the organism in Eukaryota, Metazoa, Chordata, Actinopteri, Salmoniformes, Salmonidae.
AAAAACCUGGGUUCUGGGAGUUUAGAAUUUUUCCACACCAUCUAGCACAGGUAAUAAACAGGUAGUAUAUACAGGCAAGACACAGGUUUCUUGAUCCACUCACUGGACCAGUUUCAUCAUAAUGGUGCGUACAGUAGCAGUGAUCGGGGCAGGUCCCUCAGGUCUGACCAGCAUCAAGAGCUGUCUGGAUGAGGGUCUGGAGCCCACCUGCUUUGAGAGCAGUGAAGACAUCGGAGGGCUGUGGAGGUUUAAGGAGCAUCCAGACCCAGGCAGGGCCAACAUCUACCAGUCAGUCAUCAUCAACAGCUCCAAGGAAAUGAUGUCAUACAGCGACUUCCCUCCUCCAGCUCACCUGCCCAACAACAUGCACCACUCCCAGCUGCUGAUCUACCUACGACUUUACGCUGAGACCUUUGACCUCUUCAAGCACAUCGUCUUCCAGACCACUGUGGUGAGUGUGCGACAGAGGCCAGACUUCCCAGUGUCGGGCCAGUGGGAGGUGGAGACAGAGAGGACAGAAGGUCAGAGGGAGUCUCAGGUCUUUGAUGCUGUGAUGGUCUGCACCGGUCACUUUACACAACCACACCUGCCUCUCAAAGACUUCCCAGGUAUAGAGGAGUUUGAGGGCAGGUACUUACAUAGUUGGGAAUAUCGCAGUGCUGAGGGGCUGCAGGGGAAGAGGGUGGUGGUGGUCGGGAUCGGGAAUUCUGGAGGUGACAUCGCUGUGGAUGCCAGCAGAGUAGCGGAGCAGGUGUACCUCAGCACACGGAAGGGGGCAUGGGUGGUCAGCAGGGUGGGGGCAGGGGGCUUGCCAGGUGACCUGGUGGGCACUUCACGAUUGGACAAACUGCUGCAGAAGCUCUUCCCCUCCUGGAUUACCUGGAUGAUGGAGAAGAAUCUGAACCAGAGCUUUGACCACAGACUGUACGGCCUACAGCCAAAACACGGGUUCUUUGCCCAGAUCCCGGUGGUGAAUGAUGACCUGCCUGGUCGAAUCAUCUCUGGUCGUGUUCUGAUCAAACCUAACAUCAGGGAGAUCAGAGGCUCCAGUGUGGCAUUUGAGGACGGCAGUGUUGUGGACAAGGUGGAUGUUGUGGUGUUUGCCACCGGCUACAACUAUGACUUUCCCUUCCUGCCUUCGGGUCUGCUGGCUAAUAGCAGUCACCACCUGUCUCUGUACCGUAAUGUGUUCCCCCCUGGGCUUGCCCGGCCCAGUCUGGCUGUAGUGGGCUUCGUCUGUAACCUGGGAGCCAUCAACCCUCUGGCUGAGAUGCAGGCCCGCUGGGCCACCCGGGUCUUUAAAGGGUUACUAACUCUGCCCUCUGAAGAAGCCAUGCUGCAGGACAUAAAGAGAGACACCAGCACCUUGCAAAACAGGUUUGCCUGUUUGGAGCGUCACCCUCUCCAGGUGGACCAUAUCCCCUACCUGGACUCCAUGGCAGAGGAGUUAGGGGUUCGACCCAACCUCCUAGGGCUGCUGCUGAGGGAGCCUGGUGUGGGGCUUCGUGUGCUGCUGGGGCCCUGCACUCCGUACCAGUACCGUCUGAGAGGGCCAGGGCAGUGGGACGGGGCCCGCCAGGCUAUCCUCACCCAGUGGGAGCGAGUAGCCCAGCCAUUCAGGACCAGGAUGGCUGCACAACCAGAGAGCAGAACCAGAGCCUCCUGUAGUCUGAGACUGACAUUGACCCUGUCUGGCGCUGUUCUCCUACUAACCCUCUAUACUAGACACAGUCUCUCAUCACUCCUCUCACAUCCCACAGGCCUCCUCUAUAAGCUGUACAGUCCAUCUGAGACCAUGUGGGGGUGGAAAUGAACACUGGAUCUAUUGCAACCACUGUUGGCCACCAUUUUAUCUCCAGGUGAUCUCUUGUUAAACCAUCAAUACACGUUAACAUCACCCAUACAGCUGAUCUCAAUUGCUUCCAAAUUUGCCACUCCCAAAAAGCAGAGAUACGUGUGAGGUUGGCGUUAAGUUAGUCCUGUUUUCUCCCAACAUGUUCACACUCUGCAGGGUAUUAUCUUUGGUAGAAAUAAAACCUGGUAAUCGGCUGACUAAGGGGUGAUUUUAACUAUUUGAUAAUCAUUCAGUACAACUACAAUAGUAAUUUCUUGUUUAAGACCGCAAUUAUACUGUGGCAAUAUAGGUUAUAUGAAGGGGAAACUCAUGUUGGUGCACUCAUUACUUAUUAAUUUACAAAUGAUGUAAUUCAUGAAUUAUUACUUGUGUAAUUAAGUAUGGCUAAAAUAUCCCUACACUGUCCACAUCUAAAAUGUGUAACAAAAUCAAGCCAAUCAUGAUUGAGUUAAUAUAAUCUGUAUUAAAUUAUAGUCUAAUCAAGGUUUUUCAGAUGACACAAAUGAUAUUCUAGUUAUAUUGGUAUGUUUAUAUGAAUAUAUGAUACUUUAUUCUUUAGGUCUGUAAGAGUUAUUCAGUUCAUUCAAAUUACGUUUUUGUAAUUUUAGUGCUCACAUUUAUUUUUAUUGUGGUUAAUCAAAUUGUCUAAAAGCGCACAAAAUACACUGAAAACAAUCUAUUACAGCUAAAAACAACGAUGCGAUGUCAAAACCAGAUGAAAUUGAGGUUAAAGAAAGUGUGCUUUAUCAAUCUACCCGAUUUUGCUAACCGUUACUUUUGAAUAAAACAUCUUAAAUCACA